Molecule: messenger RNA, 699 nt
Organism: Tachyglossus aculeatus (Australian echidna)
Lineage: Eukaryota; Metazoa; Chordata; Mammalia; Monotremata; Tachyglossidae
Product: olfactory receptor 4C11-like
Exons: 5
Coding region: 1-699 (232 amino acids)
Biological process (GO): G protein-coupled receptor signaling pathway
Cellular component (GO): membrane
Molecular function (GO): olfactory receptor activity
Source: RefSeq, a predicted model, not a curated record
AUGAUCCAGCAGAUCAUAAUUCUCUACGUUGCAACUAUGUUACUCAUUAUAGUAACCAUCAAAACCAGUCAGACUCUUGAAUCUCGUAUGUACUUCUUUCUGAGCUAUUUGUCCUUCUACGAUGCCUGCUUUUCCACCACCACGACCCCAAAAUUGCUCGUCAUCACCCUCUCUGAGAAAAAGACCAUCUACUUCAAUGACUGUAUAACCCAGAUCUUUGCCCUCCAUUUCUUCAGCUGCUUGGAAACACUGAUCCUCAUUAUGAUGUCGCACGAUCGCUAUGUGGCCAUCUGCAAACCCCUGCAUUACACAGCCAUCAUGAACAGGCGUGUCUGUAGCAUCUUGGUGGGAAUAGCCCGGUUUGGGUCUUUUCUGCAUUUUUCUACCCAGCUUUUACUCACUCUCAGUUUACCCUUCUGUGGCCCUGAUACCCGGCCUCAGAUCACCUUCUCUGUGGAUAAAUCAGUGUCAGUAUUCUACACAAUUGUUACUCCCUUGUUAAACCCUUUGAUCUACACUCUGAGGAACACAAAAGUGAAGAAUGCCAUGAGGAAGGAAUCCCAGUUGUUGAGAAGGAGAAAUUUGAGUUUCUAUAAACUCAGCAUUUCUGUAGCUCCAAGAAAAGAAUUGGAAAACAUAGCUGCACCCUCUUCUGUUCCUUCCAUCUACCUCUUUCAUAAUCAGACCCAUAGAAUUUGA